Messenger RNA from Fusarium coffeatum, 990 nucleotides. RefSeq lists its product as uncharacterized. The coding region runs from base 1 to 990 and encodes 329 amino acids. The record is from RefSeq and is a predicted model, not a curated record. Lineage: Eukaryota; Fungi; Ascomycota; Sordariomycetes; Hypocreales; Nectriaceae. The transcript is spliced from 4 exons. Gene Ontology annotation, cellular component: oligosaccharyltransferase complex.
AUGCGCUUCCUCCAUUCGCUCCUCUCCUUCGCCUUGCUUGCGACAGGUGUCGUGGCCGCUAAGAAGUCCUCGGCCGAGCGAUUCAACGAUUUCCACGCCAAACAAAUCUCGACGCCUAUCAAGCUCAAGGACUCCACGUACAAGUCUUUGACAUCCACCCCUCGAGAUUACAGUGUCGCUGUUCUCCUCACUGCUGCCGAUGCACGAUUUUCCUGUCAAUUAUGCCGCGAGUUUCAGCCCGAAUGGGACCUGCUGGGCAAGAGUUGGAACAAAGGCGACAAGGCUGCUGAGUCCCGAUUGAUUUUUGGCACGCUUGAUUUCGUUGACGGCAGAGAUACCUUCAUGUCGCUUGGUCUCUCCACUGCUCCUGUUCUGCUCCUGUUCCAUCCUACCGUCGGUCCUCAUGCUUCGACCAAGAAGGAGCCCGAUCGCUAUGACUUUAACACUGGGCCCGCAUCCGCCGAACGAGUUCAGUCCUGGCUCGCUCGCUCCCUUCCUGACCGACCUCAUCCCAGCGUCAAGCGGCCUGUCAACUACGUAGGCUGGAUAGUCUCCAUCACCGCUGUGCUUGGAGUCCUUACCGCGGCUGUCGUUGCGUGGCCCUACGUGUCUCCCAUUCUUCAGAGCCGCAACCUCUGGGCUGCAAUCUCCCUUAUGGUCAUCCUGUUGUUCAUCAGUGGUCACAUGUUUAACCACAUCCGCAAGGUCCCCUAUGUUACUGGCGAUGGACGAGGUGGAAUCAACUAUAUCGUUCCUGGCUUCCAGCAGCAACUCGGCCUGGAGACUCAGAUUGUGGCAGCCCUUUACGGCACAUUGUCAUUCUGUGUCAUCACUCUCGCUAUCAAGGUCCCGCGAAUUGCUGAUGCUAAGACCCAACAAGUCGCUGUUAUCGCUUUCGGUGGCGUUCUGUUCCUUGUCUACAGCUUCUUGUUGAGCGUAUUCCGUGUCAAGAACGGCGGAUAUCCAUUUUCCCUGCCACCUUUCAUGUAA